GCGAAAAAGUCAAAACAUCUGACCGCCAGUUGUCAAUGUUUGUAUAUUUUUGCUACAGUGGCAAAAAUGUCGGGUUUGUUGGGCUAAUUGGAUUUGAUUAAACGCUGGAUAAACCGUAUAAGUGGAAAUAUUUGUUAGGAAUGAAAUUAUGGCGAGAACGGGAAUUUGUUCUGUUAUAUUGGCUUUGUUUGUAGCUGGACCGGUGUUGUGUUUUCGAACGUAUACAAAAGAUGAUGUGCUUCGUCUGCGGGAGGAAGUCCGCGAUAUGUUCCAGCAUGCAUAUGAGGGGUACCUGAAAUACGCAGGCGACUACGACGAGCUGCGACCAUUGUCCUGUGACGGAAUCGAUACCUGGGGAAGCUAUUCUUUGACAUUAAUCGAUGCUCUUGACACAUUAGCUGUAAUGGGAAAUUUUUCGGAAUUUCGGCGUGUUGUUAACAUCCUGACCAAAAAGACAAACUUCGAUGCAGAUAUUAAUGUUUCUGUAUUUGAAACAAACAUUCGAAUUGUUGGUGGACUGUUAGGAGCCCACUUGAUGUCCUUACGAGCAGGAGUCGACGUGGAACCAGGCUGGCCGUGCAAUGGUCCCCUUUUGAGGCUUGCAGAGGAUGUAGCUAAACGUUUGUUGCCAGCAUUUGAUACAAAAACCGGAAUGCCUUAUGGAACAGUGAACUUACGGCAUGGAGUACCUGCUGGCGAAACAACAGUCACAUGUACUGCUGGUGUUGGAACGUUCAUUGUUGAAUUUGGUGCUUUGAGUCGCCUAACUGGUGACCCAAUAUAUGAGGAAGUUGCCUUGAAUGCCUUGUACGCACUGUGGAAGCAUAGAUCACCAAUUGGUCUUUUCGGUAAUCAUAUUGACGUUCAGACGGGCCGAUGGACGGCACAGGAUGCUGGCAUUGGUGCGGGAGUCGAUUCCUACUAUGAGUAUUUAGUCAAAGGGGCUCUGAUGCUAAAUCGUCCUGAAUUGCUGGAAAUGUUCCAUACGGGCCGAAAAGCUAUCGACAAAUACUUGAAAAGGGAUGACUGGCAUGUUUGGGUGAGCAUGAACAAAGGACAAGUGACAUUGCCUGUAUUUCAAUCACUUGAAGCUUACUGGCCUGGAGUACUGAGUUUGAUCGGCGACAUUGCACCUGCAAUGAAAACACUGCACAAUUAUCAUUCUGUGUGGAAGCAAUACGGAUUUCUGCCUGAAUUCUAUAAUAUCCCAAGCGCAGAAGCAGGAGCGAACCGUGAAAACUAUCCUUUGCGUCCUGAAUUGAUUGAAUCUGUAAUGUAUUUAUAUCGAGCAACUUCUGAUCCCUAUUUGUUGGAAGUAGGAGAAGAUAUGCUGCGAAGUAUACAGUACAGUGCAAAGACAACGUGUGGUUACGCUACGAUAAAAAAUGUCCGCGAUCACCGCAAAGAAGACCGAAUGGAGUCAUUUUUCUUAGCAGAGACAACCAAAUAUUUGUAUCUACUAUUUGACCCAGAUAAUUUUUUGAAUAACGAUGGACGUGAAGGGUUGUUACAUGAAACUCCGAAUGGCAUUUGCGUUAUCCAUGCUGGUGGUUAUAUUUUCAACACUGAAGCGCAUCCGAUCGAUCCAUCUGCAUUGCGUUGUUGCCAUGAUAAUAGCGAUUGGUUCAAAGAUUUCAAAAUUGAGAAAUUCGUUGGCGACGAACUGGAGCUGAAGAAAGACGAUGAUGUUACUAUUGGUUGCGGAGCUAAUCAACCUCCGAUUCCAUCAAAUACGGAAAAUUUAACAAUUGAAAUUGAAACAACUGUAGAUUCGGAUGAGACGCGGCAGAAAAUGAUAGCCGAGAUUAUGGACAUACUAAAGAGAAUGGAGAACGAGACAUCUGAAGAAGAGAUUAAGGCAGCUGAGCGUGAGAAAGAAGCAAUGAUAGAACAACGAAAACAACACAAGAAGGAUGUUGACAAUGUUUUCAAAGAAGCUUUUGCAGCAGAACGUGGCCUGGAAACUAUUGUAAAAGUUAUGAACGAUCAAGACGUUGCUAAACUUCAUUCGAAGUUGAUUUACACAGAUACCAAAACGAUUGAACUUCUUUCCUAUCUUGAAAGCGUGGUUGAAGAUUACCUUCGCCAUAAAAACAUCACAGCUAAGGAUGUCCUCAAUGAAACGAAUAAAAACUUUUUGGAGAAUUUAACAGUUGCAAAUCAAGAGCCUCUCAAGCACAAAAUAAAUGCAUAUCAGAAUAUUGCUUAUCACGCGUUUCUGUUGAAUGUUUUCAAAUCAUUGCAUGCGCUACAAAAACAACAUCUUCAAAUUGCCCCUGAGAACAUUGCGAAGUCUGCUGCAAAUGUGUUGCAUUCACUUAAGUCUGGAAUAAGUGAGUCUGUGUUGAAGACAAAAUAUCCUGAAAUAGUCGAAAUAUUUGGAAGUGCGCAAGAGAAAUAUGAAAAGCUACUAGCUAAAAACAACUUAACUAUCGCCUUUUACACAUACGCUUCAAGGCUACACCAAUUUAUGCCCUUACAAGCAAAAGAUAUGGGGAAAGUCGUAAGCUUAAUAGAACUCACGAAAGACGAGAAAAAACGCUUGGAAAAAGCUUACAAUGAGGUGGUUAGAGGGUCGCUGAACCUGAGUCUCUUUGAUCGUGUCUACGACAUUCUAACACGAACUACAGAGUUUAAUGUAAGCGCUACCGACUUACUGAAAUCCUACGAGCAGGAUGCCAUGCCAGGAAAGGAAUAUGUUGCUAAAGAGGAGGGCGCACAAGAUGAUGACAUAAUUUUAGUUGACAAUGCCAAACAUCGAAAUGCGGAAAGCAAUACCAAGGAAACAUCUAGUGCGGAUGAGAAAACGAUCAUAAAGAGUCCCAAUAAGGAAAAACAUAUUGAACCUGACACUGGUGAAGGAUUUGUUGAACCGGUCGAUUUAGAUGCAGAAGAACAGUCAACUGAUCGCCCUAGCAUGAAAAUGAAGGAAGAGCAAGUAGAAAACGCUAGCAAACAGACUACAGGAGCUAACAAGCCUGUCUUACGACAACCAGAAAUUCAACCUAGCAUUGAGGAGAACACCAACAAUUCUUUACUGACUGAUUUCGUUCAGACUUUACUAAAGUCCACAAUGCCGGCCAAGGCGAAAUUCGAGCCCCAAUUGCUUUUAGAGAAAAUUCGAGCCAACGGAAUUUACAAUCACCAACCGCAAAAUUUCGAAUUGUUAACGUGUCGGGCUCAGCCAUUUUUACAACGUGUUUCAAUAAAUGGAGAGUUUUUCUGAAGUCAAGUGUUAGUUUCUAUGGAUAGACUAACGACAGAUAUGAUGAGGUACUUUAUACGUUUAGACUUAUUUUUUGUGAUAUUAGGAAUGUUGAAUACUUCGAAACAUUGCCUAGAGGAAAAUUGGAGGCAAAAUAUAAGGUACUGAAUUGGAAGAAAGUGGAUCAGUAUGUUUGGAAUCUUAACGAUUGUCUGAAGUCCUAUAAAGCGUUUGUCCUGAAUGUACCAGUCUCUUGCAAUAAAAAGUGUUCGAUCGUAGAAUUCAAAUGUCUUUUUCCAAUAAAUGUACAAAGUAUAUGA
Hermetia illucens (black soldier fly) is the source of this 3525-nucleotide messenger RNA. RefSeq lists its product as uncharacterized. Bases 149 to 3226 code for a protein of 1025 amino acids. The transcript is spliced from 4 exons. Gene Ontology annotation, biological process: mannose trimming involved in glycoprotein ERAD pathway; endoplasmic reticulum mannose trimming; carbohydrate metabolic process. The record is from RefSeq and is a predicted model, not a curated record. Gene Ontology annotation, molecular function: mannosyl-oligosaccharide 1,2-alpha-mannosidase activity; calcium ion binding. Lineage: Eukaryota; Metazoa; Arthropoda; Insecta; Diptera; Stratiomyidae. Gene Ontology annotation, cellular component: membrane; endoplasmic reticulum.